Messenger RNA from Striga asiatica, 381 nucleotides. NCBI's taxonomy places the organism in Eukaryota, Viridiplantae, Streptophyta, Magnoliopsida, Lamiales, Orobanchaceae. The record is from the annotation of a GenBank genome assembly.
AUGGCGGCUAGAGGGGCACCUUCAGAGCUGAAAGACUUCCAGAUUAGCUGCUCUUGGAUCCCCACAGCCCCCGCUAUGCCCAAUUCAACCUCACAGCACCCGAUCUGCAAAAAUUGGCAACCCAACGAGCCAGCUCAGUCAAAUUGGGCCUGGUCAGGCCAAUUCAGUCAAUUUGGCCCGGCUUCCCGAGCGAAUUUGCAUGAAGCUGGAAAUUUAUCAACAGAUUACGCGCAAAUGACACAAUGCCAGACAACACAGUCGUGUUACAUACCAAUGGGUCAAUGUACAGAUCCGAUUGGCAAAAGCAGAUAUCCUAGUAUAUUGAAGCUAUUCUCGUCCUCGUUCACCUCGUACAAUUUCCGGCGAAAUUUUCACAUGUAA